Molecule: messenger RNA, 990 nt
Organism: Eriocheir sinensis (Chinese mitten crab)
Lineage: Eukaryota; Metazoa; Arthropoda; Malacostraca; Decapoda; Varunidae
Exons: 1
Coding region: 1-990 (329 amino acids)
Source: RefSeq, a predicted model, not a curated record
AUGAGCAACCUCUUCAGGGCCGGCUCAAUUCCAGUUACCAGCUCAAUUCCAGUUAUAGGCUCAAUUCCAGUUAUCGGCUCAAUUCCAGUUAUCGGCUCAAUUCCAGUUAUCGGCUCAAUUCCAGUUAUCGGCUCAAUUCCAGUUAUAGGCUCAAUUCCAGUUAUCGGCUCAAUUCCAGUUAUCGGCUCAAUUCCAGUUAUCGGCUCAAUUCCAGUUAUCGGCUCAAUUCCAGUUAUCGGCUCAAUUCCAGUUAUCGGCUCAAUUCCAGUUACCGGUUCAAUUUCAGUUAUCGGCUCAAUUCCAGUUACCGGUUCAAUUUCAGUUAUCGGCUCAAUUCCAGUUACCGGUUCAAUUUCAGUUAUCGGCUCAAUUCCAGUUACCGGUUCAAUUUCAGUUAUCGGCUCAAUUCCAGUUACCGGUUCAAUUUCAGUUAUCGGCUCAAUUCCAGUUAUCGGCUCAAUUCCAGUUAUCGGCUCAAUUCCAGUUACCGGCUCAAUUCCAGUUAUCGGCUCAAUUCCAGUUAUAGGCUCAAUUCCAGUUAUCGGCUCAAUUCCAGUUAUCGGCUCAAUUCCAGUUACCGGCUCAAUUCCAGUUAUCGGCUCAAUUCCAGUUACCAGCUCAAUUCCAGUUAUCGGCUCAAUUCCAGUUAUCGGCUCAAUUCCAGUUAUCGGCUCAAUUCCAGUUACCAGCUCAAUUCCAGUUACCGGCUCAAUUCCAGUUACCAGCUCAAUUCCAGUUACCAGCUCAAUUCCAGUUAUAGGCUCAAUUCCAGUUAUCGGCUCAAUUCCAGUUAUCGGCUCAAUUCCAGUUAUCGGCUCAAUUCCAGUUAUCGGCUCAAUUCCAGUUAUCGGCUCAAUUCCAGUUAUAGGCUCAAUUCCAGUUAUCGGCUCAAUUCCAGUUAUCGGCUCAAUUCCAGUUAUCGGUUCAAUUCCAGUUAUCGGCUCAAUUCCAGCCUAUUCGCCGUACACGCCACAGUUUGCACUUCAAUGA